AUGAUCCAGGACUUUACCAACGACCCGGACGUAAAGGUGUUUCUGAUGAGCCUCAAGGCCGGCGGCGUUGCCCUCAAUCUGACUGUCGCCUCCAGUGUCUUCCUUAUGGACCCUUGGUGGAACCCCGCAGUCGAGCAGCAGGCGCAGGAUCGCAUCCACCGGCUCGGGCAGUACAAACCCAUCCAGGUCACCCGGUUCGUGAUCGAGAACACGAUUGAGGAACGCAUCCUGAAGCUGCAAGAGAAGAAGCAGCUGGUGUUCGACGGAUGA
This is a messenger RNA of Klebsormidium nitens, 270 nucleotides long. The record is from the annotation of a GenBank genome assembly. NCBI's taxonomy places the organism in Eukaryota, Viridiplantae, Streptophyta, Klebsormidiophyceae, Klebsormidiales, Klebsormidiaceae.